AUGUGGCUGCGCUGCCCAGGCCCCGCGGGAGUGGCCGCUGACAGCUCGGGGACACGUGCCCGAGCCCUGUGGCCCCUCGCCCGGACGAGGGGUCUGCAGCCUGGGCUCCAGACAGCUGGCGAGCGCGGGGGUGGGGCCAGCCGGACAGGGUCGGGGCUGCUGGCCGCCACCAGGACGGCCGCGGUGACCUGCAGGCGGGGCCCGGGAGACGGGACUGUCUUGCAGGAAACCUCCACCGACUGCUCUCAAGGGAAGUCGGGGAGACUGGAGCCCCAGAGCGCCCCCCUCCUGGCCCCCAAAGCCGGACACCCCAGGGCGCGCAGCAACUCCAUUAGCGCCAGCCCCUGCGGCCCGGGAGACCUGGGCUUCCCUGGGAGCAGAGAGAGUGCGGCCCCGGCCAGCAGGCGGCCCUACACCCUGUGCGGCGCCCGGAAGGCGCUCUCCCAGCAGCUGGACAGUCCGGCGAGCAGGGCUGGGGGCGUCCCGAGACCCACCCGCUCGCUGAGCUCGGCGCAGCUGGGCCAGGCUGCCGGGCCCCCCCCGGCCUCGGUCAUCUCCAGCGUGGUGCUGAUGAAGGGCCAGGCCAAGGGCCUGGGCUUCAGUAUUGUGGGGGGCGAGGACAGCGUCUACGGCCCCGUGGGGAUCUACGUCAAGACCAUCUUUGCUGGGGGCGCCGCGGCAGCCGACGGCCGGCUGCAGGAAGGUAGGCGUGGCCAGGGGUUGGGGGAGCGGGUCUGUCCCUCCGGGCCUUUCCUGACCCGAGGGGCCAGUGCCGAGGCCCAGCAAGCGCAACCUCCGGUCAGGGAAAGGGGGUUUCUGGUUCUGGAAGCCUGGCUCUCGGCCCCUCCUUCGCCCCGCCCCCUGCAGGCUCUCCGCUCCCCACUCCCUGGCCCAGCGCGCCCCAUUCUGCCUGCAGAGGCCGGCGUGGGGCUGGGCAUCGGCCUGUGCAGCGUCCCCUCCUCUCAGCGCAUCUCGGGCAUCUUCGUGCACACCCUCGCCCCCGGCUCGGUGGCGCACCUGGACGGGCGGCUCCGCUGCGGUGAUGAGAUCGUGGAGGUCAACGCGUCCCCCGCGCACUGCCUGACGCUCAACCAGGUGUACGCCGUCUUGAGCCACUGCGCCCCGGGGCCCGUCCCCAUCAUCGUCAGCCGGCACCCGGACGCCCAGGUGUCCGAACAGCUGUUGCAGGAGGCCGUGGCCCAGGCCGCGGAGCACGGGCAGCUGGGCAGGGACCGGCCCCCGUGGGGCCUGGAAGGUGUCAAAAGACUGGACAGCAGCUGGCACGGGCGGCCGGCCCCGGGGAAGGAGAGAGAGAGGAGCUCGGCGCCGGCGCAGCGUGGGGCCCAGGCCGCGGCCCACUCCAGCAGCGAAGACAGCCACCUGCCGGGGUCCCCCCGGGGCAGCCCCAGCAGCGGCGGCGAGCAGCGGCCCCCGGAGCUGGACGGGGCUGCGCUCGGCGCUGGUCGGCCCGCGGGGCAGGAGCCUCGACAGUGGCCCCCCGCGACGCCCGGAGGGCCUUCGAGGCUGCCCCUGGACAGCCCGCCCCUCCCCGCCGGCCGGGACGGCCCGGCACCCCGGAGGAGGCCGAGGGCCUCUGAGAUUCUGGUGCGAAAGCCCACAUCCUGCAAGCCCAAGCCUCCGCCCCGGAAGUACUUCAAGUGCGACAGCGCCCCGCAGACCGGCCUGGACGCGCCAGGCACGGCCCUCGGCAGCCCCACGCACGCGCUGCCCACCUGCGCCCAGGAAGCCGCAGAGCCGCCUCGGCCCCAGGGGCGGCCGCCGCAGGGGGACCCGGCUGGGGGUGCCCUUCAGGCUGGCCACCGUCCGGGACCCGCGGCAGGGACACCGCCGGCCUCGCCAGGCCCUCCGGGCAGGAGGGGCGCAGGCCCAGGUGGGCAUCCGCCCCGGGAAGGACGGCGCUCGGGCCGGGCCCCAGUGAGGGCGCGGUGCGCGUGGCUGCCCUCGUCGCCGUGGCUGAUGGCCAGCCCUGACCGGGACUGGCCAGGCAGGGUGGGCGGACGAAGGGGCCUUCGGACCCGGCGGCAGGCUCGCGCGGACCAGGGCCCCGACGCCGCCGCCGAGGACCCCUGGGCCCGGAUUUCCGACUGCAUCAAGCACCUGUUCAGCCCCCUCAUGGGCGAGAGCCUCGGCCAGGCGCCCCCGCAGCCCAGCGCCAGCCUGGGAGAGGGGUCCGAAGCACGGGAGGGGGCCCCCGCCUUGCGGGACGCCCUGGGGGGCGCCCCCAGCCUCCCCAAGUCGGCAGAGGGUAGCACGGUGAAGAAGGGCCCCCCCGUGGCCCCCAAGCCAGCCUGGUUUCGCCAAAGCUUGAAGGGCUUGAGGAGUCGGACUUCGGACUCCUGGCGGCUGCCCACCCCGGGCUCCCCUGCGCGGGCAGCCGCCUCCGUCCGGCAGAGGGUCAGCUCCUUCGAGACCUUCGGUGCCUCGCAGCUGCCCGACAGGUGCGCCCAGAGACUCAGCCUCCAGCCCCCCAGCCCCCCGGGGGCGGCUACCAAGCCGCCCGUCUGGGCUCCGGUUCUCUCAGGGCGAGGGGCACCCCCCGAGCCUGAGCCACAGCAGCCGGCACAGGAGCCGCCGCCCCCAGUGCCCCCCGCAGACUCAGAGGCCGGUGUCCCCCAGGUGGAGGGGCCCCCGCCCUCGGGGGGGCAGCUUGGUCAGGCAGCCCGAGGCCCUGGCCCGGAUCCCCCCUCGAGGCCGUUCUGUGCGCUGCCCCGGGCCAAGCUGCCUGGCCAGCGGGCGCACAGCCUGCCCCUGGUGGGCAGCCGGGCGGCCAGUGGGGGGCCGGGCCAGGAUGCUGGCGGGCUGCACGCCAUCAGCAGCCAGGUGUCCUCGGCUGUCAUGAGGUCCCUGCUGGGCCUGCCCACCGCCCCCUCAGGGGCCCUCAGCCCAGGCAGCCCCCCGCAUGGGGCCUUGCCGGCCAGCGAGGACCCAGGGGCCCCCAGCACGGCAGACAACCCUUCCCUGGACACGGGCUUCUCGCUCAGCCUCUCGGAGCUGCGGGAGUAUACGGAGGGCCUGGCAGAGCCCGUGCUGGCCGGCGCCCGGGGCCCCCGCCCCCCGCCAUCGGGCCAGUCUGUCCUCUCCUUGCUGGGCGCCGAGGAGCUGAAGGAGCUCGUCGAGGAGGUGAAGGGCCUGGACGAGGCCGCGCUGAAGGUCAGUGCUGCCCACCCAGGGUGUCCCGGGACACGCGCCCCCACCGGCCACCGUCUGCAGCCGCCCGGCCUACCCUUCAGUGUCCUGCGUCGUCCUAGGCCGGGCCCUGGGGCUCCCCUCACCCCGUGGCAGUCCCCGGCUUGGGGCGCACGUCGGGGCCCAGGAGCGCCCGCGGCCCACUCUGUCCGGCCAGCCCACCUCCGUGUGCUGCAGUGCCCAGGGGCCUGGGGAGGGAGGGCUGCGGCCCCGCGGCCAGGGUGGCUUGGGCAGGCCCUGGGCGGCCGAGGCUGCGCGUGGCGCCUGGCCCGCCAGUGGGAGGCUUUGCCUGGGUCCGGCCAGAAGUGCUCUGUGCGGCCCCGCCUGGUGUCUGCUGACCGGGCCAGCAGGGAGCAGCGGCGGAAGAGAAGUGGGCAAGGGGCCCGCCGUGGAGGCCUGGCCAGCGGUGACCGCCAGGCCGCCGCCCCCCCUUCCCGCCCUCUCGCAGGGGUGUUCCCGGAGCAGACAGAGCCGGUCCAGCCUGGAGACCAGAUCCUGCAGCUGGCGGGCACGGCCGUGGGGGGCCUCACGCGGCUGGAGGCCUGGACCGUCAUCAAGGCCCUGCCCGAUGGGCCCGUGCAGGUGGUGGUCAGGAGGGGCCUCCCGCCCCCAGGGCCCCCGGCAUCCGGCGUGCCCUAGGCUGCGCUGGACUCAUGGACAGAUGCCGCGGCCGGCGGCGCCGCACUGCCCGGAGAGACCUGCCCCGGCCGCCGGCUGGAGGCCCAGGGCCCCGCCGCUGCCCACCCCCGCUGUCCCCGGAGAGGCCCCGUGUGCUGCAAAUAAACGGACUCCAAGCGCA
Messenger RNA from Condylura cristata (star-nosed mole), 4006 nucleotides. It is a transcript of the gene IL16, whose product is annotated as interleukin 16. NCBI's taxonomy places the organism in Eukaryota, Metazoa, Chordata, Mammalia, Eulipotyphla, Talpidae. The transcript is spliced from 14 exons. Gene Ontology annotation, molecular function: cytokine activity; CD4 receptor binding. The record is from RefSeq and is a predicted model, not a curated record. Bases 1 to 3846 code for a protein of 1281 amino acids. Gene Ontology annotation, biological process: leukocyte chemotaxis; induction of positive chemotaxis.